Balaenoptera acutorostrata (minke whale) is the source of this 3525-nucleotide messenger RNA. RefSeq names its product Cdk5 and Abl enzyme substrate 2 (gene CABLES2). The transcript is spliced from 10 exons. The record is from RefSeq and is a predicted model, not a curated record. Gene Ontology annotation, biological process: regulation of cell cycle. The coding region runs from base 7 to 1464 and encodes 485 amino acids. NCBI's taxonomy places the organism in Eukaryota, Metazoa, Chordata, Mammalia, Artiodactyla, Balaenopteridae.
CGGAGGAUGGCCGCGGCCGCGGCGGGUGGGUCUCCGGGCCAGUCCCCCGGCCCCGCCGCCGCUCGGGCCGCGCCGCAGGCGCUGCGGCGGCGAGGGGAUUCGCGGCGCCGCCAGGCCGCGCUCUUCUUCCUCAACAACAUCUCCCUGGACGGGCGGCCCCCGAGCCUGGGCCCGGGCGGCGAGAAGCCCCCGCCGCCGCCGCCGCCCGCCGAGGCGCGCGAGCCGCCCGCGCCGCCGCCGCCACCGCCGCCGCCCGCGCCCCCCGCCGGCCUGCCCCUGCCUGGACCCGCGGGGAGGGCCUCGGCGCCCCAAGGCCUGCUCAGCCCCGCGCCCGCGCCCGCUGGCUUGGGCCUCGGCCUGAGCCUGGGUCUGGACGGGCAGCGCCAGAGAAGGCGCGUAGGCUCCCAGCGCUGCUCCCUCGAGUUUCUGGAAGACACGGUGGGAUGUGCCUCGGUUCAAAGAACCAAACAUACGUCUGGAUCCCCAAGACACAAAGGCCUGAAGAAGACGCACUUCAUCAAGAAUAUGAGGCAGUACGACACCAAGAGCAGCAGGAUCGUGCUCAUCUGCGCCAAGCGGUCCCUGUGUGCGGCCUUCUCGGUCCUGCCCUAUGGAGAAGGCCUGCGCGUCAGUGACCUGAGGGUGGAGAGCCAGAAGCAGAGGCAUCCGUCCGGCGGCGUCUCCGUGUCUUCCGAGAUGCUUUUCCAGUUGGAAGGCGUCGAGCUGGGGGCGGAUGGAAAGGUCGUGUCUUACGCCAAGUUCCUGUACCCCACCAACGCCCUGGUCACGCUCAAGCCGGACAUCCACAGCCCGCCGCCUCAGCCCCGGCCCAGUGCCCCCCGCGCUCUGCUGGGGCCCAGAUGCAAAUCCGUCCCGCCCAGGGCGGCGCCAGCCGGCUCGGAACUAGGGGCCGAUGCGGGGGAUGCCCUGGAGUACAACCCCGACCUCCUGGAUGACCCUCAGUGGCCCUGCGGCAAGCACAAGCGCGUCCUCAUCUUCGCGUCCUACAUGACCACAGUGAUAGAGUAUGUGAAGCCGUCCGACCUCAAGAAGGACAUGAACGAGACCUUCCGGGAGAAGUUCCCACACAUCAAGCUGACACUGAGCAAAAUUAGGAGUUUGAAACGAGAGAUGCGGAACCUGUCUGAGGAGUGUGGUCUGGAGCCCGUGACAGUGUCCAUGGCCUACGUGUACUUCGAGAAGCUGGUCCUGCAGGGCAAGCUCAACAAGCAGAACCGCAAGCUGUGUGCAGGCGCCUGCGUGCUGCUGGCCGCCAAGAUCAGCAGCGACCUCCGCAAGAACGACGUGAAGCAGCUCAUUGAUAAGUUAGAAGAAAAGUUUCGGUUCAACAGACGGGAUCUAAUUGGGUUUGAGUUCACCGUGCUCGUGGCCCUGGAACUUGCUCUCUACCUUCCCGAGAACCAGGUGUUACCUCAUUACAGACGCCUCACGCAGCAGUUCUAGCCUGGCCCGGCCCUGCGGGCGAGUUUCCAGGCGCUGGUGCCACUCCCCCUCCACGCCCCUGCUUCCCUGGAGGGACACCACACCACCGGGUAUUUCGGAGAGCCCUGCUGCAUUCCUCCGUGAACAAAAUGUGGGGCUCUGUUGUUGUUUCUUUUUUUCCUGUGCCUGGUCUGGCACCAGGACUUUGAUUUUUGACGCGCGGUGGUGAAUCCUGACUUCACAGCGUUUCUCCUCUUUGCGUCACCCAGCCUUCUGCUACCAUCGUAGCACCGCGCUAGCAUCUCGUGGAGAUCUGGGUUUCCAGACCUCACCGCACGCGCUGGAUUGCUAGCGUUAACCUGUUGGGGCAUUAAUCUCGGCUGUUCGGAGUUUUCGGACGUGGAGACCGCACUGUGGAAUCCCCACUCCCCCCCUCGGCCCGACUCCUUCCCAGCACAGCCCCCUCGGGGGGUGUGCACCCACCUCCCCGCAUCCACACACACGGCUCUGGCGUCAGCCUAAGCCAAGGAGAACAGACCCCUGGUUGGUUUUGGUCUCAUUUUUUUACUCUCGGACUUCUGUUCUUCCAAGGAUCACAUCACUGUGAAGUCCUGAUGCCCUGUUGGGGGUCACACACCCCAACAGGCCUCUGGGCACAGAACUGGCCCACCCCACGCAGGGCUCCGUCUCACCGGGAAGACCCCCCUUGCCCACGAUACUUGGGACCUUCAGGAUGACUGGAUUGCUGGCUCUUGAUCUUCCUAAGCAAUAUUGUGGAGAAACCGUGUUUACUGUCGUGUAGGGUUUGGUUCGGUGGGUCUGUUUUUCCUGAGGGAACAGAAACUUGUUAAGCGGCGUCUGCUGAAGUUGUGACUUGAACCACACUUGACCCUCCAGCGGGGAGGAGACCCCUUCACAGCCCUGCCUCCCCGUCAGGGUCUGGUCAGCCUUCUUCCUCCCAGCAGGAAGUGGGAGCCGCCUUGGCCGGAGGAGCCGCCACACCAAGCAGACCCCAAGGGCUGGUCGUUGUCCUGGGCAGGUGUGUGCCCGGCUCGCCAGCUUCUCUACGCUCCACGUGGCCCAGUUCUUCCACUUGCUGCCCCACCAGAAACACUGAAGACCGCGGGCUGGAGCUUCUCCUUCACGGGUCAGCUGCUCUCAAAGGACUGUGUUGGCUGGGCCAUUAAGCUGCUUCCCUACUGCUGUCCCAUAAACCAGUCACUGGAGGGGCUCCGGGACAGCCCCACCCUGCAUCCUACGCGUGUGCACUGGUGCUUUUGCAGAACGGAGAGGCCAGCCCUCAUCAGAGCGCUCAAGCACCAGCAACUUGAGACCCCAGCAGGGGUGCAGGACGGCAGCUCCCCCCCUGCUGGCUGCUGUUCCUUCUGCCUCAAGUCAGUCGCUUGGGCUGAGGGAGGAGAGGGGGACAAGUGCAGGAUGCAGCGCGAAGCCUAAGUCUGUAUUCCGACCUUAUUUAUCAAGGAGUGCCUCUUCCCUGUCUUCCCCAAGACGGCUCCCAAACCUGAUGUGCACCAAGGAGGGCUUGAAGGAUGAAGCUGCUAGGCCCCAGGCAACUCUUCUGCAAAGUGACCUGUCCAGCCAACACAGCGUCUCAAGGACACUCCUGUUACAGGCACUGCAGGGGACCAACUUACAAAACGUACGUCCUGGUUUACAGUUAGCCUUGAGGAACGUAUCUUCCUGGAAAUUUCUAUACAGAUGUUAAGAGUGGCUGAUACAGUAACUUUACAGUAAGUUUGCCUGUUUAUGUAGUGAGAAUUAGUCAUUCACCGAACCUGUCUGUAACCUUCCCUUUAGUGCAUCGCGUCCUUUUUAAUGUCAACAGCUGCCACUGUGUGGUACUCAAGUGAAGCCAGUAUUUAAGGCAUUAAACUUCAGCCUAAAAUGUCACCCCCUAGAACCAGCCCAGACAUCUGUAUCCAAGGGCCUGGGGCCACUCCCUCAGUGCCUAGGAGGCGCUGUGGACUUAAAUGAGCGCGUAAGUGGCCCUCUGACCUCACUGUCUAGUCAAGUGUCAUGGAUCUGUUUGCAAAAAGUAAUUGUGCUUUAAGUAAAAUUUGG